UAUUCCGAGAAAAGGGUGAAAUCGUCGUUUCUUUUGUUAUCGCAGUCGUGUUUGUUUCUUCGCAAAGUUGUCAAAGGAGUCGGUGCUAUCUGGAUACCUAUUCCCAAACAGAUCCGAAUCCAUAUUUUUUCACCUCCGAAGAACGGAAACCCCCCAAAUUUCGAUUCACUUUCACCGGCUGUAUGCUAGCCAAAGGGUUUUGAAUUUGAUAUUCGAUGGAGGGGGUUGGAGGUGAUGGUCCCUCAGCAGCAGCUGCAGCAUUGAACCAAAAGAGGCAUGAAGUGUCGAGACUUUUCCAGUAUUAUUUAGAUAAAUCUACUCCACAUGCUACUUAUCGCUGGGUCGGAACUUUUGUUUUAGUGUGUCUUUACGCUCUCCGGGUUUACUAUGUUCAAGGGUUCUACAUUGUUUCAUAUGGUUUGGGGAUCUAUAUUCUGAAUUUGCUCAUUGGGUUUUUGUCACCGCUUGUUGACCCUGAGCUGGAACAAACCGAUGGGCUGCUUCCAACAAAGGGUUCUGAUGAAUUCAAGCCUUUCAUUCGCCGUCUCCCUGAGUUCAAAUUCUGGUAUGCCAUCACUAAGGCUUUCUGUGUAGCAUUUGUGAUGACCUUCUUUUCCAUGUUCGAUGUCCCAGUCUUUUGGCCAAUACUAUUAUGUUACUGGCUGGUACUUUUCGUACUAACAAUGAAGCGUCAAAUCAUGCACAUGAUGAAGUACAAAUAUAUCCCAUUCAAUAUUGGCAAACAGAAGUACAGAGGGAAAAGACCUGCUUCCAGUGCCAGCAGCCCUCGAGCUGACUGAACUUUCUCAAAGUACCGAUAUUAGGAAGUAUGAAAUUGGAAGAAAAAAGGGGUGAUGGAUUUAUACUUCAUUUUAGUUUACGGGAUUUGUUUUUGCGUUGAAAUAUUGACACGCACCUAAGUACAGAAUUAUUAGCGUAUAGUUCAGUUGUUGUGCUGAUAUUUGACUAUGGCAGCAAACUGUUGUUGAUGAUGCAGGGUAAGAAGAUAAACUUCAUUAGUUUAAUGCUUGCUUUAUACUUCAGAUGGUCUCACUAGAUGGACCAAGUUAGCUUAUUGCCAUUUAACUUUU
This is a messenger RNA of Erythranthe guttata (spotted monkey flower), 1091 nucleotides long. RefSeq names its product endoplasmatic reticulum retrieval protein 1B (gene RER1B). Lineage: Eukaryota; Viridiplantae; Streptophyta; Magnoliopsida; Lamiales; Phrymaceae. Gene Ontology annotation, biological process: retrograde vesicle-mediated transport, Golgi to endoplasmic reticulum; protein retention in ER lumen. Gene Ontology annotation, cellular component: Golgi membrane. The record is from RefSeq and is a predicted model, not a curated record.